UUUAUUUUAAUGGUGAAAAAUGAAAGAUCGUCUGCAAAGUUUCUACAGUUCUUCUUAAAUUAUACACCGAACUUUAGAAUAGAAAUUCCAAGGUAGCAGUGUGAGUUAAAUUAAUUUUUAGGCAUACUGGUGAACGAGAAACAUGACUUCGCUAAAUCUUUUGGUGGGUUAUGGAUCUGAUGACUCCGACACUUCAGAAACAAUCGAAAAAAUUGAAUUGCCUGAAGAACCUGCAAUAACAAAGACAAAUAACUUUUUUCAAAUUGUUGAUGAUAGUAGUAGUGGGGAAGAAGAUCAAACAGAAGAAGAUGAAUUUUGUUUGCAGGAUGAAUAUUCAAUAAACUUAAAGAAUCCUUUUCGAAGUUCAAAGCCAACUUUCACUGGACAUUCGGUCUUUGCAAACCCUUACAAGGAAGCUGAAGAUGCAGAGAAGGGCACGCUUGAGAAACAUGUUAAAUUUGCCCCUAAACUAGACGACAUCAAAGAAAUCAAUGGGAGAAAGAUCUGCUGGAACUAUAGGAAAGGAAGAUGUAGAUUUGGAUCAGAUUGUGUUUUUGCCCAUGACUCAGAAUUGUUACAAAAGAAACAAAAGCAAAUAGAUCCUUUGCAAAAUAGCAUACACAGUCCAGAUUUUGAUGAUAGCACUGGAAAUUCCACAAUAUCCCAAAACUCUAGAUGUUCAACAAAAAGACAUUCUGCUGAUCAGAUGAGCAAUCCAUCUCAGAAGAAAGUAAGACUUCAUCAGCACCAUUAAAAAGGAAUCUUCAAAACAAAACCAAUUUGUACUUGUUUAAAUAAUCCACAAAGUGUUCAGUUUUACUACUGCAAAAAUACAGUGUUUGUAUUUGUCUAAGAAAA
Messenger RNA from Daphnia magna, 858 nucleotides. RefSeq lists its product as uncharacterized. Bases 143 to 754 code for a protein of 203 amino acids. Gene Ontology annotation, molecular function: metal ion binding. The transcript has 2 exons. NCBI's taxonomy places the organism in Eukaryota, Metazoa, Arthropoda, Branchiopoda, Diplostraca, Daphniidae. The record is from RefSeq and is a predicted model, not a curated record.